ACAGGCGGCAAUAACAACGACGGUCAAGGAGCUAGCAACAACACGUUCUCCUACUCUGACGACGCCGGAAACACGUACAGCAGACAAGUCGGCGCGUCCGCGAACAGUAUCACAUAUGAUACCCAGAGCGGAAGUCUGCCAGCUGCAGGGGGUAUGACCUAG
This is a messenger RNA of Stereum hirsutum FP-91666 SS1, 162 nucleotides long. RefSeq lists its product as uncharacterized. The record is from RefSeq and is a predicted model, not a curated record. The annotation marks the transcript as partial. NCBI's taxonomy places the organism in Eukaryota, Fungi, Basidiomycota, Agaricomycetes, Russulales, Stereaceae. The transcript has a single exon.